This is a messenger RNA of Salvia hispanica, 1327 nucleotides long. Its product is annotated as RING/FYVE/PHD zinc finger superfamily protein. The record is from RefSeq and is a predicted model, not a curated record. Gene Ontology annotation, molecular function: zinc ion binding. NCBI's taxonomy places the organism in Eukaryota, Viridiplantae, Streptophyta, Magnoliopsida, Lamiales, Lamiaceae.
UAAUUUCCCCCGCCGUCCUGUCUGGUAAGGUGACGGUCGAAUUUUCUUUCGCAAUCACACAUACCUCUCGACGCUAUCGUUUAUUCAGCUACGUCUUCUUCUCCACAUUCCAAAACCCUAAUUACUCUUAUUGUUUCUCCAUCCUUAUAUUCAAAUCACUCGACUGAUUUUGCUGCGGACCGAUGGUCGCCUGAAAUUGCAUCCACUGCUCAUCAAUCAGGAAGGAGAAAGCAUUGCAUUGAUACAUCAACAGCAAUAUCUGUAUUUGUCAUGAUUUUUUUUAUUUAAAUUUCUGCCAAAGGACCAGCAAUGCAAUUAGUAAAGCAUGAUAUUCGGGCUGAGGAUUCAUCAGAAACAGAGCCCAUUUUAUCCCAGCCAAGUAUAGCAGAAAGAUCAGAAGAAUCUUCAUCCUCAAUUGAAAUAACUGUGGGUGUGGAAUCUUCUGGAGCUGCUGAGCAUCCAUCUGUUCCCGAAAUUGAUGAGAGUAUUUCUCUAGUUUGCACAGAACAACCACAAUGCCGCAUUUGUCUCGAUGCUGAAGGUGAAGAUUUAAUAGCACCCUGCCAUUGCAAAGGCACCCAAAAGUAUGUCCACAGAUCUUGUCUUGAUAAUUGGAGGUCAACAAAGGAGGGCUUUGCUUUUGCUCACUGUACAGAAUGCAGGGCAAAGUUCAUAUUGCGGGCGAAUGUCCCUCCUGAUCGUUGGUGGUUGAGAUUGAAAUUUCAAUUUCUCGUUGCAAGGGAUCAUGCGGUCAUUUUCGUUAUUGUUCAGCUGGUUGUUGCAUUUCUAGGUGUGCUGUUGUACAAAUUUUAUGGAGAAGAACUGCGGGAGAUGUUUGGUUAUGAAGAACAUCCGUAUGGAUUUUAUACUAUGGCCGUUCUUGCUAUUGUGCUGGUGGGUUUGCUCUAUGGCUUCUUCAUUGCAAUAAUAUGUGGUCAGAGGAUCAAUGAACGACACUACCACGUUCUUGCCAAGCAAGAGCUGACAAAGGAGUAUGUGGUGGAAGACAGAGAAACUAACAAGCAUGUGUCAGAACUUGAUCCUAGUCAUAUCACUGAGCUAAGAAUGCUAGGCCUCUACUGAGGAGAAAAAAUUGCUGGUUUUCCUUGCACGUUGAGUUUUUACUCACAAUGUGAAAGAGUAAGAGCUACAGACGGGUGUCAUGAAGGAACUAUUGGAGGAGUUACGAGUUCUUUGUUGUGCCUUGUUAAGUUACUAUACGACAAAAAAUUCACUCAAAUACUUAAUUUCCGUACAGAAAAUGCUUGUGAGAGAUGUGACUGUUGGAAACUUCAAUUAAAGCAGUAUGUGAUUGAUUAAGAUUUCA